This is a messenger RNA of Coturnix japonica (Japanese quail), 1129 nucleotides long. It is a transcript of the gene NAT9, whose product is annotated as N-acetyltransferase 9. Gene Ontology annotation, molecular function: N-acetyltransferase activity. The record is from RefSeq and is a predicted model, not a curated record. Lineage: Eukaryota; Metazoa; Chordata; Aves; Galliformes; Phasianidae.
GCGCAUGCGUGCGGCGGCGAGCGGCUGAUUGCGUCACACGGCAGCGCCGGGACCGCGGGGACGGAAUAACGGGAACGGGGAGAUACGGCCGUGAGUGAGUGAGUGAGUGAGGGCGGCGACACCAGCCGGGCCCAGCCGUCACCGCCCCGGUACCGCUGAGUUACCGCUGCACAGAGCGGCCCUAUCCCGGUCCGCCCUGAUGGCAGCGGGGCCAUGAGGAACAACCAGAGCACGGCGCUGCGCGGCGACAGGGUGGCGCUGGUUCCGUACUGCAGCCAGCACGUGGCCCGGUACGAGGGUACCACGAGUGGAUGCAGAGCGAGGAGCUGCAGCGUCUGACGGCCUCAGAACCGCUGAGCCUGGAGCAGGAGUACGAGAUGCAGCGCAGCUGGAGGGACGAUGCCGACAAGUGCACCUUCAUUGUGCUGGACAGGGAGCGCUGGUCGGAGCAGGGAUGCAGGGAUGAGGACUGCAUGGUGGGGGAUGUGAAUCUCUUCCUCACUGACACCGAGGAUCCAACUUUGGGCGAGAUUGAAAUAAUGAUUGCAGAACCCAGCUAUCGUGGCAGAGGAUUUGGCAAGGAGGCGACUCUGAUGAUGAUGUCCUAUGGAGUGACAGAGCUCGGCAUCACCAAAUUUGAGGCUAAGAUUGGUCAGGAAAAUGAAGCCAGUAUUUGCAUGUUCAAGAAGCUUCAUUUUAAGGAGGUUUCUGUGAACAGUGUUUUCCAAGAGGUGACACUGAGGCUGGAUAUCAGUGACCAAGAGAGACAGUGGCUCCUGGACCAGACAAAACACGUGGAGAAGAAAAGCUACAUUGAACAGAAGCUUCCAGCUGACAGCUGAGAAUGCUGCCUGAACUUUGGACCUGGACAAUAGCUGCUAAUUCACAGACUCGACUCGGAGUGACUCCAUGACUUUAACAUGCUGUUCCAGCGGGGCCUGCAGUCACCAGCAGUUAAUAGAUUCCUGGUACAACCAGUUUCUGGACAAGCAGCAACCCGUGUUCCUGCUUCCACUGCCCUCAGAGCAAGAUUCGUCACUGUUGCAGAGGAGGUCUGAGUGCUCUGGGAGCUCAACCUGUCCUCUAUUCAAUAAUAAUUACAAAAUAAAAAUCUCAGGUACCUCUGGGA